Marchantia polymorpha subsp. ruderalis is the source of this 1577-nucleotide messenger RNA. The record is from the annotation of a GenBank genome assembly. NCBI's taxonomy places the organism in Eukaryota, Viridiplantae, Streptophyta, Marchantiopsida, Marchantiales, Marchantiaceae.
AACAACUCCCCAUGAGACAUGUGCUGAUAGUGAAAUUUCAUCUACUGGCAACUUUUCCAACUAUCGUGAGUGGAAUGUGAAGCAGACUCAGCACGAAAAAAUUGCCCAGCCGAUAGCUGGGCUGGCAAUGCUUGGGUUGGAUAUCUACUUGUCCAUUCGUUGUUCCGCCAGUGGAGCAAGUAGAUGAACGUCUCCCGUCACUCCCACCUCCUCUCAGUUUCAGCGCGAGUACCUUCGAGUUCUUUAUAUCGCGUGCGCAUCAGUCUCACUGUGCAUUGUUCUUCUCAGACAGACGUCUUCUGCAAUCGCCGGAGUUGUUUCGCAUUACCUUCUUCACCGAGCUUCUUCUGCAAUUUCUGAAAUUCAAUUGCGGAAGUUGUUUGAGCUCGUUGUGCAACAAUUCCUUCAAAACGAACUUCUUACGCAAUUGCGGAAGUUGUUUUGAGCUCUGCAAGAGUUUCUCUGCAUACUCAUACCGAGAAUACAAGUGAUUGUGGGAAGCAACAACGACAGAGAGUUGAAAUGGCCAAGACCAAGCAGUCAGUACUGGCUAAGCAGUGUCAGCGCUGGAGAGAUUCGGGCAACUUGGAGAAGCUGAGAGCAUUUGAAGAAGCGUACAAGAAAUCCAAGAUGGAAGCAAAGCGUAUGGCGAGAAUUCAGAAAGCUAAUGAGAAAAAGAAUACAACACAGACACGAGGAAAAGGGAAAACCACUUCCGGGGUUCCUUUUCAUUGGAAGAAAAGGAUUGUGUCCAAUGAUUCCACGAGUUCCCAAGUUAUUGUUCAUCAGAUAUCCGACCAUACUCAUAAUUCUGGUGAAACAGUUGAGAUGGAGAAAGCAAUCACAUGUGACAAUGCUCUCAAGUCUGUGGAAGCAGCUGAGCUUCAGAUCACGAAGACACUCGAUCAUUCCGGAAGAGAGAGUGAACAUCCUCGAAACAGUCCAAAGGACAUAGCUUCGUCAUCAACCAAAGAAGAGAGGCUGUUCUGGAGCGAUCAGGAUUCAUUGCAGUUGAUCAUGGCGAUCAAAUCAGAGAAAGAGAAUGUUGAGCAGAAACGAGCUUACGAUUCAAAAGUCUCCAAGAUGCUUGACUGGAGGAAGAUUGCAGCUGUGAUCAAUCCGAAGAGAGCAGAUGUUGAUGAUAAGUUUGUCAAGAAAUGCCUUCACAAGUUUGAUGAACUGAAGAGGCACAACAAGAAGAAAUGUCCAGAUGGUUGUGACCUCAUGAAUUACUUGGUGGAUGUAUACACCAAACGCAUGGAAGGAAGUUGAAUUUAACACGAGAGAUUUCGUCGGCUGUACAGUUUGGCAGGGUGGAUGAAUAGCCUCUCACUCUUGACUUUGAACCGGUUAGUAGAUAUGUUGAGUAUGGGGUAGAGAAAUAGCCUCUCACUCUCUGCUUUGAACCGGUUACUAGAUCUGUUUAGUAUGGGGUAGAGGAAUAGACUCUCACUCUCUGCUUUGAACCGUUUACUAGAUAUAUUUAGUAUGUGAUGUGUUUUACCAUUAGUUUAAGUAUCCGGUAUAUUAGAGGAGAUAAACCGAGAUGUAACCGGAUCAUUUUGUACUAUAGAUAA